This is a messenger RNA of Carlito syrichta (Philippine tarsier), 2847 nucleotides long. It is a transcript of the gene ZNF667, whose product is annotated as zinc finger protein 667. Gene Ontology annotation, biological process: regulation of DNA-templated transcription. Lineage: Eukaryota; Metazoa; Chordata; Mammalia; Primates; Tarsiidae. The record is from RefSeq and is a predicted model, not a curated record. The transcript has 5 exons. The coding region runs from base 233 to 2065 and encodes 610 amino acids.
CUGAGUUCCUUGGAGACAAUUAUUUUGUGGACAAGAAUCAUGCCUCUCAAAUUUGGAGUGCGUGGCUGCGUGCAAACAGCUGUGAGAACUGCGUGAUGAAGGCAUUACAACCUCCUGGAGCAAUCCGUUUUACCUGAGUAAUUGGAGGGGGAAGUUCAGUGAUAACGCGUAUCUGCCCCACCUUCCCAGCACUCUGCCUUUCUGAGUGUGGACCCUCAACGGAGAGGAAAGAAUGCCUGCUGUACGAGGGAAGACCAAAUCCAAGGCACCGGUGACAUUUGGGGACUUGGCCAUCUACUUCUCGCAGGAAGAGUGGGAAUGGCUGAGCCCCAUUCAGAAGGAUUUGUACAAAGAUGUCAUGUUGGAGAACUACGAGAACCUGGUCUCGCUUGGUCUUUCCUCCCGGAAGCCAAAUGCAAUCACCUUGCUGGAGAAAGGGAAAGUGCCAUGGAUGGUGGAGCCAGCAAGAAGACGUCGGGGCCCUGACCCAAGGGUCAAGCAUGACACCAAGAAGUUACCUCCAAAUCAAUGCAACAAAUCUGGCCAAAGCAUCUGUCAGAAACCAGUUUCUGCACAGCAAAAAGUUCCCCCAGGAAAGAGGGGCUGCCACAAAAAUUCAGUCCUAAUAAAACCCAAGAAAGGAGAUUCAGGGAAGAAAUCUUUUAAAUGUAAUGACUGUGGGAAAACCUUUAGUCGAAGCCUCACUCUUAAACUUCAUCGGAACACUCAUAUCAGAGAGAAGCCUUUUCAAUGCAGUACUUGUAAACUAGCUUUCAGACAGAUCUCAUCCCUUAUUCUUCAUCAGAGAAUUCACAAUGGAAAGAAAAGCCAUGAAUGUGAUAAAUGUGGAGAAAGCUUCAAUAAAAGAACCACCCUUAUUCUACAUAGGAGAACUCAUCAUAGAAAGGAAACCUUGUACUGUGUGAAAGCCUUGAGUCAAUGCUCGUCUCCUAGUACACAAGAGAAAAUCCGCAUUAUUGAGAAUGUCCACCAGUGCAGAAAAUGUGGGAAAGACUUCAGUAGGAUGUCAUCCCUUUUACUUCAUAAGAGGAUUCACAAGGGAAAGAAAAUAUAUAAAUGCAAUGUGUGUGGAAAAGGCUUCAAAAAGAAAUCAGUUUUUGUUAUACAUAAAAGAAUCCAUACUAGAGAGAAAGCCCCUGAAAGUGAGAAAGUCUCAAGUCAGAGGCUACGGCUAAAAAGUCACCAUUUAGAGAAUCCUUAUAAGUGCAAAAAAUGUGGGAAAUUCUUUCAUAGGAUUUCAUCCCUUAUGCUUCAUCAGAGAUUUCAUACUUCAAGCAGACCCUACAAAUGUGAUAAAUGUGGCAAGAUUUUCAAGCGACUUUCAGCCCUUAGUCUGCAUUUAAGAAGUCACAAGAGAAAGAAACACUAUAGUUGUAGUCAGUGUGAUAUGGUCUGCAGUCAGCGUUCAACUCUUACUCGGCAUCAGAAAGUUCAUAAAAAGAAAAAGAAACGAUUUGAAUGUAAGGAAUGUGGUAAGAUGUUUUGUGGGGUUGAAAACCUUAAAGUACAUCAGAAUAUUCAUUCUGAAGAGAAACCUUUCAAAUGUAAUAAAUGCAGCAAAGUUUUCGGCCGCCAGUCAUUUCUUAUUGAACAUCAGAGAAUCCAUACUGGAGAAAAACCCUAUCAGUGUGAGGAAUGUGGGAAAGCCUUCAGUCACCGAAUAUCUCUGACUCGACAUAACAGAAUUCAUACUGAAGAUAGACCCUAUGAGUGUGAUCAGUGUGGGAAGGCCUUUAGCCAGACUGCUCACCUUGCCCAGCAUGAAAGAAUUCACACUGGAGAGAAGCCAUACACAUGUAAAGAAUGUGGAAAGGCCUUUGGUCAGCGCAUAACCCUUAUUCUUCAUGAAAGAAGUCAUACUGGAGAGAAACCCUAUGAAUGUAAUGAGUGUGGGAAGGCAUUUUGCAGUGGCUCAGAUCUUAUCCGACAUCAGAGAAGUCAUUCUUUAGAGAAACCCUACAAAUGCAGUAAAUGUGAGAAGGCAUAUAGUCGGAGCUCAUCCCUGAUUCGACAUCAGAGUACACAUUCUGAAGAAAAAGCCUAAGGUUGUUUUAAAUCUAUAAAAGUGAAGAAUGAGGUUAUCAAAGAAGCAGAAUUAGAGGUAUGGGAAAAGUGUACUGGUGUGUAGCAUAAAUUGUGGAUAUAUAUGACAAUCUGAUGAUGUGCCACACUUAGAAAGCCAAUGAGCAAAAGUCACUGGUGAUUUUUUUUCAUCUCAGGAUUUGAAAUUAACUUAGAUGAACUCAGAAGAUUGAAUUGGUCAUGAUAUUUCAAUGGUCACACACAGCAAAGUAGAAUUGUGAAGUCCAUUUUUGUGGAUAGGGCUUUGAGCCUGACUUAAGGUCUCAUGAAGAGAGCUUGAAUCUGUUCUUCAUAACAAGAAUUACCAAAUAUAAGGAACUUCCUGGCAAAACAGGGUGCCUCUUUCAGGUGACCGAAACUUGUGGAUGAGAAAAAAGAAGAGGGAGUCAUUAGGAAGAUAAAGAUAUCACUUAUAAUGAUGUAAAGCAAUAGAGAUUUUACCAUGUUAUCUCCAUGGAUAUGAGGAUAUAUCAUCUUCAUGGUGUGGACAUCUAACAUGGCUAAAACAGGCUAUCAGGAAAAGAAUCAGGAUAUAUUGAAGAAUGAGAAACAUGAGAGUCAGGAUAAAUUGCUUUAUUUGAAAAUAAAUUGUCUAUAUUUAUAUAAGUAAACAUUGGUUUUUUCGUGUAAUAAUACUGGUGUGCAAUAUGUGAUUGGUGUAAUGAGUUGUUAUAGACUGAAUGUUUAUGUACCCCCAAAAUGCUUUAUGUUGAAGCCCUAACCCCAAUGUGAUGUUAUUUGGAA